Colletotrichum karsti is the source of this 282-nucleotide messenger RNA. RefSeq lists its product as uncharacterized. The record is from RefSeq and is a predicted model, not a curated record. The coding region runs from base 1 to 282 and encodes 93 amino acids. The transcript has a single exon. NCBI's taxonomy places the organism in Eukaryota, Fungi, Ascomycota, Sordariomycetes, Glomerellales, Glomerellaceae.
AUGUCACCUUUCACGCUGGAAAGCGAAAAGACACAGCGUCUCCAGUCUCUAGUCUCCAAGCUGACGCCCGUGCCUACGAUCCACAUCUCGCCGCAGGUCCCUGUCGCCGUCCCCGUCAUCAUCGCCGUCGCCACAAUCAUUGCAACUGCAACAACCACCACCAGUUCUUCAACCGGCCAUGUCCUGAUCAAAUCGUGGAGGCCAGCCGCCGCCAGCCAGCCCGCCAGCCCACCGAGAGGCCUAGCGAGGCCCAGGGCCAGAAUGCAGUCCAAGUUUCACUGA